UGUGUGUGCCAGCUGUGUGAGCACACCAACUUCACCUGCCAGACGGAGGGUGCCUGCUGGGCCUCCGUCAUGCUGACCAACGGGCGCGAGGAGGUGGUCAAGUCCUGUGUCUCCCUGCCGGAGCUCAACGCCCAGGUCUUCUGCCACAGCUCCAAGAACAUCACCAAGACUGAGUGCUGCUACACUGACUUCUGCAACAACAUCACCCUGCGCCUGCCCCUGGCUGCAUCCGAGUCUCCUGGCAGAGCCAGCGUGAGCCCCGUGGUGCUGGUAGUGCUGGUGGCGGUGCCAGUCUGUGUGGUGUCCCUCCUGGCAGUGCUGGCAGUCUGUGUGUGCCAUGGCUGGCGCUGUGCCCGUGGCAGGGCCAAGCAACCCAACGUGGAGGAGCCCCUCUCUGAGUGCAACCUGGUCAGCUCGGGCAAGACGCUGAAGGAUCUCAUCUACGACAUGACCACCUCUGGCUCUGGCUCUGGUUUACCCCUGCUGGUACAAAGAACCAUUGCCAGGACCAUUGUCCUGCAGGAGAUCGUAGGCAAAGGCCGGUUUGGUGAAGUCUGGCGUGGCAAAUGGUGUGGGGAAGACGUGGCUGUGAAAAUCUUCUCCUCCAGAGACGAGCGGUCGUGGUUCCGGGAGGCAGAGAUCUACCAGACGGUCAUGCUGAGGCACGAGAACAUCCUGGGAUUCAUUGCUGCUGACAACAAGGAUAAUGGGACAUGGACUCAGCUGUGGCUUGUCUCCGAGUACCACGAGCAGGGCUCCCUGUUUGACUACCUGAACAGAGGCACGGUGACGGUGGAGGGCAUGGUCAGGCUGGCACUGUCGGUGGCCAGCGGCCUGGCACACCUGCACAUGGAGAUCGUUGGCACCCAAGGCAAGCCAGCCAUUGCACACCGAGAUCUGAAGUCCAAGAACAUCCUGGUGAAGAGGAACGAAACCUGCGCCAUCGCGGACCUGGGCCUGGCGGUGAAGCACGACUCGGUGAUGAACACCAUCGACAUCCCCCAGAACCCCAGAGUGGGCACCAGGAGGUACAUGGCCCCUGAGAUCCUGGAUGACGUGAUGAACACCAACAUCUUCGAGUCCUUCAAGCGUGCAGACAUGUACUCUCUCGGCCUGGUGUACUGGGAGAUAGCCCGAAGGUGCUCUGUGGGAGGAGUUACCGAGGAGUACCAACUGCCUUACUACGACGUGGUGCCUUCUGAUCCUUCCAUAGAAGAUAUGAGAAGGGUGGUUUGUGAGCAGAAGCUGAGACCAAAUGUUCCAAACCAGUGGCAAAGCUGUGAGGCACUGCGGGUGAUGGGCAGGAUCAUGCGGGAGUGCUGGCACGCCAACGGGGCCGCCCGCCUCACCGCCCUGCGCGUCAAGAAGACCAUCUCUCAGCUCUGUGUGCCAGAGGACUCCAAAGCCUGA
Messenger RNA from Indicator indicator, 1410 nucleotides. It is a transcript of the gene ACVR1C, whose product is annotated as activin A receptor type 1C. The transcript is spliced from 9 exons. Gene Ontology annotation, molecular function: ATP binding; activin receptor activity, type I. Gene Ontology annotation, biological process: activin receptor signaling pathway; nervous system development; cellular response to growth factor stimulus. The record is from RefSeq and is a predicted model, not a curated record. The coding region runs from base 70 to 1410 and encodes 446 amino acids. Gene Ontology annotation, cellular component: plasma membrane; activin receptor complex. Lineage: Eukaryota; Metazoa; Chordata; Aves; Piciformes; Indicatoridae.